This is a messenger RNA of Coccidioides immitis RS, 1399 nucleotides long. RefSeq names its product membrane associated DnaJ chaperone. Gene Ontology annotation, cellular component: endoplasmic reticulum. The coding region runs from base 118 to 1179 and encodes 353 amino acids. Gene Ontology annotation, molecular function: protein-folding chaperone binding; misfolded protein binding. The transcript has 3 exons. NCBI's taxonomy places the organism in Eukaryota, Fungi, Ascomycota, Eurotiomycetes, Onygenales, Onygenaceae. The record is from RefSeq and is a predicted model, not a curated record.
CUGCGAUGAAGGUGACAUUGAAUGGGCGGUAGACUUUCUCUCCUUUUUGAUUUUGCUUUCUUGUUCUAACUCCACUCUAAUGAGAGUAUUGUUUCCUUACUGAAUGCAAUAGAGAAUAUGAGCGACAUCACUGGUUCUAUUCUCUCCUUUGCUGGCUGGGCCUUUCUCCCCCGCUUUAUCUCCUCGUUCCUCCAAUCUGUUUACUAUCGUAUUACCAUCCGUGCUGGUUCACCGCAUCCACAUCCUUCCUCUCCCUGCUAUGCCCGCCAUUAUCGCCGAAUAUACAUAUUUGUCGUGACGAGCUAUCUUCUCUACACCUUUUACGACGCAUACCACCGCAUCCGCGCGCAGGGAGAUUUUUACCAGAUCCUCGGUGUGCUACCUACCGCCGACGAUCGGACCAUCAAGUCCCGAUUCAGGCGACUAGCCGCGCUUCACCACCCUGAUAAACAAGGUGGCUUUGAGAGCACGAGCACCGGCGACCUUUUUGUCCAUCUUAAACUUGCGCAGGACACGCUGCUUGACCCCACCAGGCGAUUCGUCUAUGAUCGAUUUGGGAGGGAGGUCAUCGAAGGCAGAAAGACCUACACCAUUACGCAGCUCCUGUACGAAGGGCUCUAUGCGUUACUACCGCAGUACUUUGUUGGAUUAGUCACAUUAGCACUUUUGAAUACAUUUUGGUUUUCGCCAUGGGGAAGAUACUGGCGAUUCUAUACGCUGUUUGCCCUUUUUGUCCUCGAAGUGUCUCUCCUCACGCACCGUGAUGGAGUAUUCAUGCCUGCUACAUACCUCCCAGCCUGGCUCUCCAGUCUCUUCAGCCUGAAUGCAUUUUAUCUUCUUCCGUUCCAGAUUCUAAGCCUCGCGCGCACCGCGUCCGUCACACUGAACAUUUUCAUCUCCCAAAUCGCCCCACCACACGCCUCAUCAUCAAAUCAGCCAUCCGCGAGUCUCUCGCCCCAGGCGCAACAGAAGCUGGUGCAGCUGGCUCAACUCAGUCGUACUUGUGACAUGGAAGCCACUAAACUCCUCCAACUCCAAUACACACCCUUCAAGGGGCAGAAGGAAUCUGUUUCCAGGCUGCGGAAAGGUAUGAAGACCAGCCUAAUCAUGGGAACAGUGCAGGAAAGCCCAGGGGUUCAAGAGACAAUUCAUAAUGUGACAAAACCGCAGGGUGUAUAAGCACGGACUUUGUUGUCUGUAGAUGUCUGCCUUCAUUUUUACUGCUUGCUUGGUGCUAGAAUCCCCGCAUUCUGAGUUGUUUUAGACUUCUUCGUAUGUUCAGAAAAGAUUGGAACAGCCAUGGUACACCCUGAUGUAUUGCUAGAUUUCAUGCUUAUGCUUGAUUUAUAUUCACUGUAUGUAUUAUCUCAACAUGGAAAGGAAAAGUGUAGCCAGCCAA